Messenger RNA from Helicoverpa zea (corn earworm), 600 nucleotides. RefSeq lists its product as uncharacterized. The transcript has 3 exons. Bases 86 to 550 code for a protein of 154 amino acids. NCBI's taxonomy places the organism in Eukaryota, Metazoa, Arthropoda, Insecta, Lepidoptera, Noctuidae. The record is from RefSeq and is a predicted model, not a curated record.
GUUGUGUAAAUUCGUACUAUUUAAAUCCUGACCUAAGGAGUGGAAAGUUAAUAUUAUUAGUAUAUUGAAGACGACAGCUUGUGCAAUGGCAAUAAUCAUGAAAACUUUAGUUCUCUUCGCGCUGUUGGCAGUAGUGCCAGUGAGCCUCGGCGCAGCAUUGCCAUCUAACAUUCCCACAACCGUGGGAGUUGCUGAACCGGGAGAUCAUGAGUUUUUUCGUACCCUAGCCCGUGCGGGACCACGACCAGGUCAUGCGACUACAGUAACAAUAACUCCCAUUAUGAGUUCGAAAUACAUUGCUAACGCUGUAUCGUUCAAGGAGCAAGGCACACCUCAGGGGGCUUAUGUUUCCUCCGUCACUGGCCUUGGGACCAAUUUCAUCAGGUAUUCUGUCACGUCUCAAAGUGGUAAAGGUCUUCAUGUUAUUGCUGAUAUUUGGGGAAGGGAUGUGACGGCUGACAGGAGCUCUGCGCCAGAGAUGGUUGAACAACAUUUCAAAUGCACUAUGACUGUGUCUGAUGGAGUUACUGAAGAAACUCGGGACUGUUAAUAUAUUGUAACUGUUGACUAAAUAAAUUAAUCAUCAACUGCUGUAUAUAA